AUGUCCAACUCAACGUCUCAAGAAAUAACUGCAGCUCAAUGUCAAUUUCUCACAAUUCCUUACAAUCCAGCAGCUCAUCCUAGACAAAUUUCUUUAUUAGAUACAAAUGGUCAACAAAUUCUAUAUACAUUAAUAGAAUCGAAUCAAGAUAGUUCAGUACAAGUUGCUUCGCAGUUGCAACGAAAUAAUAUCACUGCAACAUCAAGUGCAACGCAUAUUUCACCGAAUAUGAAUGCAUGUUGUAUCUGCAAUAGUCAUGCUGUUGCUAAAUGUAGUUACGGAAUAAGUUCUGGAAGACCUUGUGGUCGUUUAUUAUGUUUGUCGCAUAUAUAUGAAUUACCGAGUGCAAAUGGUGGACGAUAUCCACAUUGUCCUGAACAUUAUCAACAUAUUCAACAAAAUAAAUGUCAUGUUAUGUAA
Rotaria sp. Silwood2 is the source of this 420-nucleotide messenger RNA. The record is from the annotation of a GenBank genome assembly. Lineage: Eukaryota; Metazoa; Rotifera; Eurotatoria; Philodinida; Philodinidae.